AUGUUCGCCGCUCGCCGCCUGGCAACUGUUUCUUCGCACUUUGCCUCUGUCUCCGCCCCCCGCGUUAGUGUAACCGCAUCCGCCCGUCCCCAGCUCUUCGCUGCUGCUGCCUCCCCUCGCAACUCUGCCAAAGUGGGCUCCUCAUUCUCCUCCGCCGCAUCCCCCGAGGCCAUGUCCGACGCCAAGACGCUCGUCGACAACGCCAUCAAGGACAACGACGUCCUGGUGUUCUCCAAGUCGUACUGCCCUUACUGCAAGCGCGCUAAGGCUAUCCUCGAGGACAUCACCCCCGACGUCAAGGUUUACGAGCUUGACGAGAUGGACGAUGGAUCCGUCAUCCAGCAGUACCUCAAGUCGCUGAACGGACAGGGCACCGUCCCCCACGUUUACAUCAAGCAGCACCCUAUACUCCUUCUGACGACACAAGCUAACGCUCAGUUCAUCGGUGGCUGCUCCGACCUCCAGGCCAUCCCCAAGAACCAGCUUGUCAAGCAGAUCAAGGGCUAA
Trichosporon asahii var. asahii CBS 2479 is the source of this 507-nucleotide messenger RNA. RefSeq names its product glutathione transferase. Bases 1 to 507 code for a protein of 168 amino acids. The transcript is spliced from 5 exons. Gene Ontology annotation, cellular component: cytoplasm; nucleus. The record is from RefSeq and is a predicted model, not a curated record. Lineage: Eukaryota; Fungi; Basidiomycota; Tremellomycetes; Trichosporonales; Trichosporonaceae. Gene Ontology annotation, biological process: cellular response to oxidative stress. Gene Ontology annotation, molecular function: glutathione disulfide oxidoreductase activity.